AUGGCUUACAGACGCUACGAUUCGACCGUCGUCGCCACGGCGCCCCUUGUCGAUGCAGACGCGUUUCGUGCGCCAUCAGAACGCACUGCCAUGGCAGCAUCGUCGGCAUCACCUCUCGACAAUGCGCGCGAGAAGCAUGCCUCGCGCCGUCUCCCCACCUGGUUCGCCUACCCUCUGUCCAUCAUCCUGAGCCCGGCCCUCAGCGCCCUGCUGUACAGCUUCGUGCCAGACAUCAUGGGCGCCCCGCUUGCUGCUGUGAGCCGCAGCUUGAAUGAGCCCUGGCAAAUCGGUGCUUUGCUUGCUUGGAGACUACUUGAGAUCACUCUCGGCUGGUUCUGCAGCCUUGAUCGUCAGUACACCCGUCGCUUCAUUGCCUACUCUCAAGUGCUGACCCAAUUGCUUCGACAGACNUUUGACUUUGUCCAGCUCGCCGCCAUGGCUAAUGCGCCCUAUUACACCCUCUUGUACCUCUUCUUCGGCAUCGGCUUCGAGCCUCUUGCUCUCGCCCUCGUCAUUGACAUGUUCUCCUUGUGGUUCCCCUUCUGGCUCUUGCGNCCCCUGAACUACCACAACAACCUGCGCACCCUGACACCUCCUGGUACCAUCAAGGAUCUGGCUGUCGACAAGACCAUUCAGAUGUACAUGACCGCUUUCGCUGCUUCCAUUUACUCCGCCGUUGUCUACCUCAGUCUGGCCUGGUGGUUGCCCGUCUUCUUGAUCAACACCUUUGACGAGGUCCUGACGCUUGACUUUGCUCACAAUGCCCUCUUCCCUGUUGUUUUUGCUGCAUGCUUGCCCAUUGGCUGGGCUGCCAAGGACUUCCUCUUCAGCACUUCCAUCGUCUAUGCUCGUGCAUUGCCCUCCGAGUACAAGCAGUUCGACCCCAAGACUGCCUCUUUCGCAGACACUCUCAUGUGGAACCUAGGCGUCGACCAGUACUCCACCAGAGAAAGCGUGCUGUUCAGACGCACCUUCUUGCUCGCCGCUUUCACUGCCAUCCACUCCUUCAUCAGGGUCUUUGCUACCGUCGAGGGUGCCACAAUCUACGGAGCCGCUGGUUGGUCUGCCUUGUGGAGCAUUGCUGCCCUUGCAACCGGUACAGGCUUCCUCUACAUCGGUGACGCCUGA
Molecule: messenger RNA, 1128 nt
Organism: Aureobasidium musti
Lineage: Eukaryota; Fungi; Ascomycota; Dothideomycetes; Dothideales; Saccotheciaceae
Source: the annotation of a GenBank genome assembly